CCACUGUCCUGAUAACCUUAGGUGGGUUAUGCCAUGCUUUGUCUGGAGUUUGUCUGCCCCAUUGUAAGACUCAGCUGCCAGCUCAAUUGGCUGCUGUACUUGGAAUGGGAUUGAAGAGGCACCGUUUUGUUUUUGUUUUUUGCUUCAAUCAGCAAAAUGUAUUAGUCUGGCUCUGCAUAUUGACUGAUAGCAAACUGUUCUUAUUGAUAAUAAUGUAACUUUUGCUGCAUUUGAAAGCCAUUUACUCUUUUCCAACUUUCAGGCUGACGACUUAUUCAUGGGGCCAGUUCAGCCUUGUUUGGAAUUUCUUCGCCAUCAUUGCAGGGUCAUGGCUAAGACAUCCCCCAUCCAUCUCACUCUUUCCAUGAACACACUGUAUAUUGCUUUGCUUGAUAAGGAUCCUGUGAGCUUCAUCUUCCCGCUUGCCCACCUCCACCUUGUUGUGCCCUAAGACUGAGGGAGCAACUGCGUUAGUUCCCCAAUCUCAUUUGUGCCCUAGAAAGAUAUGGAAAUGUCACGGAGGAAGCCCAUGUUGAGCUGCAUCCAGCUUAAUCUGCAGAGCACACUGAUUGCGAUGUCGAUUUUCUGGAUAAUUCUCUUGGUGUCAAUUUCUGGCACCAAGCAUGCUGAGGAGGAGUGCGAGAGCGACCUGGUGGAGCGAAUGCCCGCCCUGGAAGGUCCGUUUUCGGCUCUCCAUCCCCUGAAGCUGACGAAUACCUCAUUUGUCAACUGCAUAAACGAUCCACCAGGACCUGUCAUGUUGGGCAUGGAAAAUGUGAAAAAAACGCCAGAAAGAAAACCUGAUUCAACUGGAAGCGGUAGUUCCAAAAUGGUUGUAAGGCACCUGAAAUUCCUCGACUCCUUGAAGACUUCUGACAAAGAGAAUUUCCUCCCAGCUGUAAUGAAGAGAAGUAGAGAGAAGUUGUGGACUUUCAGCCAGGUGGACUUUCAGCCAUCUUUCAUAGAGCCAGCUGUAUCAUCUGCCUGCAAAGGCUUGUGCCAAGGAGUUGGAUUCAUGGAAGCGUACAACCGGGCAGCAAACGUGGUGGCCCCAAAACAUCAAGAACUCAGGAAAGAGGAAGGGUUGCACACUCUACUGGUGCAGAAGCUCAAUACGGACAGAGACGAACUAAAGAAAGUAACUGACCGCCUCCGGGACCUGAACAAUGAACUUGAAUCACUUAAUAACCGGAAGAAAGAACUUGAAAACAGCAUUGAGGAAUGCUCUCAAAAUCUGGAAAUUGCUGAAAGGAUGAGCUUGGGAGGAAAGGAGGAUAGGGGCACGGAAGCAGCAAGCUAUAAUCUUUCCAUUAUCAAGGUUUCUGACUCCACUUACGUAAGGACUUUGGAGAACGCCAUCCAGUUUGGAACCCUAGUCUUGCUUGAAAAUAUCAGCGAGGAAGAGUUGGGUGCCAUCUCAGAGCCAGUGCUGCUAAUGGCAACUUUCAAACAGCAGGGUGUAGAGUACAGGAGACUGAGAGAGAACAUUCUUGAGUACUCAAGCAAUUUCAAGUUUUUACUCAAUGGAUUUCAAGUGGAAUACUACUUGGAGGAGUCUGGCCACGUCACCAAGGAGCCCAUGUCUCUGGUUAUGUUGAAACAG
This is a messenger RNA of Podarcis raffonei (Aeolian wall lizard), 1603 nucleotides long. Its product is annotated as dynein axonemal heavy chain 3-like. Gene Ontology annotation, biological process: microtubule-based movement. The annotation marks the transcript as partial. Gene Ontology annotation, cellular component: dynein complex. The record is from RefSeq and is a predicted model, not a curated record. The transcript is spliced from 4 exons. NCBI's taxonomy places the organism in Eukaryota, Metazoa, Chordata, Lepidosauria, Squamata, Lacertidae. Gene Ontology annotation, molecular function: dynein light intermediate chain binding; dynein intermediate chain binding; minus-end-directed microtubule motor activity.